UGAUCAUAAAUAAAAUAAAACUAAUAAAACUUACUAACAUAAAUAGAAUUUUACGAAACAAAAAGACAACUAAAGUACUUGCUGUGUGUUACUUUUGAAGGCGCUCCUUUGCUGACCAAACCAUAAUUUUCAUCCAUCUUCUCGCUUGUCCUUCUCCACCUUGUUCUUCUUCUGUGUCUCAUCCUACGCUUUAGGUCACCGUCCUUUGCGAACCCCAGAAACAGUCCUUUUUAGGUCCGGCACCACUUGAGCACAAAAAAAUCAAAAAGGUUAAUACACGAACGUUCUUACUUAUUCACCUGUACCACCCAAAUCUCAAAUUAAUCUCCUCCUCUUCCAUUUUCCCUUACAUGGGUUUCCCGUGAUUCUCUCCAAAUGAAAGUUCCAUUCUUUACAUGGUUUCUACUGUUAUCUCUUUUAACAAUACUGUUUGAAAUCGAUGUAGCUUUGGUUUCUGGCGUAUGCCAGAGCGAUCAACAAUCUCUGUUAGUCCAAUUAAGCAAAAGUCUUUCAUUCAAUCAAACUAAGUCUUCGAAGCUGGUGAAUUGGAAUUCUAGCGCAGAUUGUUGUGACUGGGCUGGUGUAACCUGUGAUGAAGACGGUCUAGGUCGUGUUAUUGGCUUAAACUUGAGCAACGAAUCAAUUUCAGGUGGACUUGACACAGCAAAUGCACUUUUUAGCCUUGAAUAUCUGCAGCAUCUAGAUCUGUCUUACAACAAUUUCAAUACAUCUUUGCCGGAGAGGUUUGCUAAUCUUACAAGUGUAUCUUCUUUGAAUUUGUCCAACGCUGGUUUUGUGGGUCAAAUUCCAGAGGCAAUUUCACGCAUGAUAUCUUUGGUAUUUCUUGAUUUGUCAUCUAACAUUUAUUUUUCUGGAAAUAAAUCAAUGAAACUUGAGAAUCCAAAUCUUGCAACACUCGUUCAAGGUCUAACACUGCUAAAAGAACUCCAUCUGGAUGGUUUAAAUUUAUCAGCUCAAGGGGAUGAGUGGUGCCAAGCUUUAUCAACUUCAUUGCCUCAUCUACAAGUAUUGAGCUUGUCCAACUGUUUUCUUUCGGGUCCCAUUCAUCCUUCCCUUGCGAAGCUUCAGUCUCUCUCAAUAAUUCGUUUGGACAAUAACAAUUUGUCUGCGCCAGUUCCAGAUUUUUUUGCAAAUUUCUCCAAUUUAAGAAUCUUGCGCUUCAGUUCUUGUGAUUUGCAGGGGACAUUUCCUGCAAAUGUAUUCAAGGUAUCAACAUUAGAGAUUCUUGACUUAUCAUAUAACCAAGAACUUGAAGGCAACUUACCUGAUAGUCUUCAUAAUUCCUCUCUUAAGACUCUAGUGCUCAGCAAUACAAAAUUUUCGGGAAGCCUGCCAGAGUCUGUUGGUGCGCUUGUGAAUCUGUCAAGAAUAGAGCUUGGAUCUUGCAGUUUUACUGGAGCAAUUCCAAGUUCAAUGGCAAAUCUUACUCAACUUAUUUAUCUUGACUUCUCUUCCAACAUGUUCACUGGCCAAAUCCCAUCGUUUCAGAAGUCCAAGAAUAUUUUCUAUGUAGACCUAUCUCACAAUCGACUGUCUGGUGAGAUUCCAUUCACUCAUUGGGAAGGCCAUCAGAAUCUCUCUUACAUUGACUUAAGGAAUAAUUCACUCAGUGGAAGCAUCCCUUCAUCUCUAUUUGCAAUCCCAUCGCUGCAGAAGGUUCAGCUUUCCUUAAACCAACUCGGAGGACAGCUUCCUGAUCUUUCAAAUGUAUCUCUCUCCUUGUUGGAUACCCUGGAUUUGAGUAGCAACAAACUGGAAGGUCUGAUUCCCAAUCGUUUCUUUGACCUCAAAAGACUCAAUGUUCUCUUACUUUCGUCCAACAAGUUCAAUGGCACUAUACAGCUAGACAGGAUUCAGAAGCUCAGUAAUCUCACUAGGCUUGAUCUUUCAUACAACUACGUGACAGUAGAAAGUGCUGCCAGUUCUAGCUUGUCCUCAUAUCCCCAGCUCAACACAUUAAAAUUAGCUUCUUGCAAUCUCAGUAAGUUUCCUGAUCUAAGCAACCAAUCAAAAUUGAUCAUGUUAGACUUGUCAGAAAACCAAAUUACUGGGUUAGUACCUAGAUGGAUUUGGAAGGUUGGUAAUGGUUCUCCCGUCUAUCUGAAUCUUUCACAUAAUCACUUGGAUGGUCUAGAACGACCUUACUCUAUUCCCAGCCUUGCUGUCCUGGACCUACAUAGCAAUCGGCUCAAAGGGAGGAUCCCAAAUCCUCCACCAUUUGUUACAUAUGUGGAUUACUCAAACAAUAAAUUUGCUUCUGUCAUACCAGAUGAUAUAGGUAAGAACCUCCUUGUGGCUAUUUUUUUCUCCCUUUCAAACAAUCGCCUUACUGGUGUUAUACCCAAGUCGAUAUGCAAUGCUACCAGUCUUCAAGUUCUUGACUUGUCCAAUAAUGAUUUAAAUGGUGAACUACCAGCUUGUUUAAUUGAGAGGAGUGAGAAUCUUGGUGUUCUGAACUUAAGGAGAAACAGGUUCAAUAGCAGUAUUCCUAACAAUUUCCCAAGAAAUUGCAAACUGAAAACUCUAGAUGUGAGUGGAAAUCUAUUGGAGGGCCCGGUACCACAAUCUCUGAUCAAUUGCGCCAUAUUAGAGGUUUUAGAUCUUGGAAGUAAUAAAAUCAAUGAUGGUUUCCCAUGCCUUUUGAGAAACAUUUCCAGUUUGCGAGCGCUUGUUCUGCGAAAUAACGCAUUUCAGGGGAGCCUACACUGUCCACAGAAAGCUGUCAAAUGGUCAAAGCUUCAGAUUGUUGACAUAGCCUCCAACAAAUUUAGUGGUCCACUACCAAAUACUGUCUUAACAAAAUGGAAGGCAAUGAUGCAAGAUGGAAAUGAAACCCAUGACCACCUCAAAUUCGAGGUCCUACGGCUUGAUCAUCUAUAUUACCAAGAUUCAAUAACAGUCACCAGCAAAGGCCUUGAAAUGAACCUGGUGAAGAUCCUUACAGUCUUCACAUGCAUUGAUGUCUCCAACAACAAAUUUGAAGGGAGAAUACCAGAAAAAUUAGGACAACUCAAUGCACUUUACGUUCUCAACUUGUCACGCAAUGCUCUUGAAGGCCAAAUCCCUCCAUCUUUAGGGAACAUCUCACAUCUUGAGUCUCUAGACCUUUCAGAUAACAACCUUACUGGAGUCAUUCCUGAGCAGCUUGCGAACCUUAAUUUUCUUUCAGUUCUGAACCUCUCACACAACAUGUUAUUUGGAAAAAUCCCUCGAAGUACUCAGCUCCAAACAUUUUCAGAAGAUUCUUUUGCAGAUAAUGCAGGAUUAUGUGGCGCUCCUUUGUCCGACAAUUGCUCAGAUACUAAUGCAUCACCAACUGAGCAGCAAAAGAAUCCAAGAAAUGAAUUUGAUUGGCAGUUCAUAGUCCCUGGAAUAGGGUUUGGACUGGGAGCUGGAGCUGUUGUUGCGCCCUUAAUGUUCUCAAAGAAAUUAAAUAAAUGUUAUGAUAGACAGAUAGAUAAAAUUCUUAAGGUGCUUCUUCCAAUGUUGGGGUUGAUUUACUAUGCAAGUGAUGACUGGAGGAUUGCACCUGAAGAAACUUUUGAGGAAGAUGCGACUGAUGAUGAUGACGAUGAUGAAGAGGAAUAUGAUUUUGGAGGAAGGUACUGUGUGUUCUGUACAAAACUUGAUAUCACAAGGAAGCGGGCCAUUCAUGAUCCGAAAUGUACUUGUCAUCAUUCAUCCCCUAUAUCUUUUACUUCUUCUUCUUCCCUCUCUUCUUCUGCUUCUUCAUAGGUACAUAAUUCAGUAAGGUAGGAGAGCAAAGGUGUGUCUUUUUUUGUUUUUCCCGCUUCUUUUCUUGAAGGUUCUUUUUUCUUGUUCUGUAAUUUGUAAAUAAUACAAAAAGCAUCAACCCUAAAAUAGGGGUGAUAAGAACAAUUGCAAUUCUUGUUGUCUUGGUUCCACAAGCCGCUUUGUUAGCUUGGCUCUUUGAGGAAUUUCAUCAAAUAGUUUGUGAUAUCAUUUUCUAUA
Messenger RNA from Jatropha curcas, 3993 nucleotides. The record is from RefSeq and is a predicted model, not a curated record. Lineage: Eukaryota; Viridiplantae; Streptophyta; Magnoliopsida; Malpighiales; Euphorbiaceae.